AUGGCUUUCGUCGCCAACGGAAACGAGUACGACUUCAUCAUCGUUGGUGGCGGCACCGCUGGCAACGCUGUUGCUGGUCGCCUCGCCGAAAACCCCAACGUCCGCAUCCUGGUCGUCGAGGCUGGUAUUCCCAACCCCCACCAGGUUCCCGAGAUCACCACUCCCUCUCAGGCCUUCAACCUGCGCGGCAGCAAGCAUGACUGGGCCUACAAGUCGACAAUGAUCAAGCGCGAUGACUACGAGCGAAUUGAGAAGCCCAACACUCGUGGCAAGGCUCUCGGCGGAUCGUCCUGCGCCAACUACUUCACCUGGAUUCCCGGCUCCAAGCCUACUUUUGACGACUGGGAGGAGUUUGGUGGUCCUGAGUGGAACUGGGACGGCUGUGUCGAUUACCUCCGGAAGUGUGCAACCUAUCACGACGAGGAGAAGCUCUACCCUACCGAGCUGAAGAAGAUUGGCACCGGUGGCCCCAUCCAGAUUGCUCACGCUGAUCUGGUCCCGGAGAUGCAGCCCUGGCGAGACGCUUUGACUCAGGCCUGGGUCUCCAAGGGCGAGGUCCUCACCGAGAACAUUUACGACGGUGAGAUGCGUGGCCUGACCCACUGUGUCGAUACCAUCCACGGCGGUCAACGUCAGGGCAGCUUCCUGUACCUCAAGAACAAGCCCAACGUCAGCAUCCUCUACGGCGUUCAGUCCAAGGAGCUGAUCAUUGACCCUCGUACCAACGCUUGUCUUGGUGUUACCGUCAUCAACCCUGCCAACAACAAUGAGCUCAGCGUCUACGCUAGCCGCGAGGUUAUCGUGUCUCAGGGUGUUUUCGAGACCCCCAAGCUCCUGAUGCUCUCUGGUGUUGGCCCCGCCAAGGAACUGGCCAAGAACGGCGUUGAUGUCAAGGUUGACUCUCCUCAUGUUGGCCAGCAUCUCCUGGACCACCCCAUUGUUCCCUUCGUCCUCCAGGUCAAGGACGGCUAUGGCAUGGAGGAUUAUAUCCUCCGUGACGGCACCGUCAACAGCGCUGCUGUCGCUCAGUAUAAGCGCGACAAGACUGGUCCCAUCGGCUCUGGCCUUCUUGAGCUUGUUGGCUUCCCUCGAAUUGAUGAGCGCCUCGAGAAGCACCAGGCUUACCGCGAGGCCAAGGCUGCCAACGGUGGUCUCGAUCCCUUUGGCCCUGCUGGUCAGCCUCACUUCGAGCUUGACUUUGUCGGCAUGUUUAGCACCGCCUUCCAGUGGCACUAUCCUCUUCCUGAGCAGGGCAACUACAUGACGGUUAUUGUCGACCUGCUGCGCCCGCUGUCCGAGGGUGAGGUCACCCUGAACAGCGCUGACCCUCUGGUCCAGCCCAACAUCAACCUCAACUUCUUUGGCAAUGAUCUGGAUAUCCUGGCCAUGCGAGAGGGUGUCCGCUGGACCUAUGAUGUCCUUACUACCGGCGCUGGCUUCAAGGAUGUCGUUGUCGGCGAGUAUCCUUGGCGCAUGCCCCUCGAGUCGGACGACGAAAUGAAGAGGGCUGUUCUUGACCGUAGCCAGACUGGUUUCCACCCUUGUGGUACCGCUCGUCUCUCCAAGAGCAUCCAGCAGGGCGUUGUUGAUUCCCGUCUUCGCGUCCACGGCGUCAAGAACCUCCGUGUCGUUGACGCUUCCGUCAUCCCAGUCAUUCCUGACUGCCGUAUCCAAAACUCUGUCUACAUGAUUGGAGAGAAGGCUUCCGACAUGAUCAAGGCUGAUCAUGCGGACAUCUUUGAGGAGGGUGCCUUCAAGAACAUCCGCUCCUUCACCAGCCGUCUGUGA
This is a messenger RNA of Fusarium keratoplasticum, 1788 nucleotides long. RefSeq lists its product as uncharacterized. NCBI's taxonomy places the organism in Eukaryota, Fungi, Ascomycota, Sordariomycetes, Hypocreales, Nectriaceae. The transcript has 3 exons. Gene Ontology annotation, molecular function: flavin adenine dinucleotide binding; oxidoreductase activity, acting on CH-OH group of donors. The record is from RefSeq and is a predicted model, not a curated record. The coding region runs from base 1 to 1788 and encodes 595 amino acids.